Oncorhynchus mykiss (rainbow trout) is the source of this 2794-nucleotide messenger RNA. RefSeq names its product paired mesoderm homeobox protein 2A-like. Gene Ontology annotation, molecular function: RNA polymerase II transcription regulatory region sequence-specific DNA binding; DNA-binding transcription factor activity, RNA polymerase II-specific. NCBI's taxonomy places the organism in Eukaryota, Metazoa, Chordata, Actinopteri, Salmoniformes, Salmonidae. Gene Ontology annotation, biological process: regulation of transcription by RNA polymerase II. The record is from RefSeq and is a predicted model, not a curated record.
GACAAAGAGAGAGAGAGAGAGACGAGAGAGAGAGAGAGAGAGAGAGAGAGAGAGAGAGAGAGAGAGAGAGAGAGAGAGAGAAGCAAGCCUGAAUCCUAGACCACAGACAACCAGUGAGGGGACCAGGAGGUGUAACAAGGAGGCAGUUGUACGCCGUCUACAGAGCUCUGAUUCGCAGGCUGGGUCACCCUCUACGGAGGAGCCUGGAAGUCAGUGGAGGGGAACCAGAUGGGCCGGCGGUGCAGGAUAUGUCAGUGCACCAUGGAGGCCCACAGAGACAGACUCCAGAGUGUGUGUCCCCGAAGGUGUUGUCUCACUCCAUCGAGCGGAUCCUGAGGAGAGCACAGUGUCUAGAUGGGGAGGAGAGGGGGGGGCGGCGGAGAGGAGGAGAGAGGGAGCAUGGCGGGAGAGACGGGGUCUGUGUGUGUGAAGACCACCGCUGAGCAACAGCCUAAAGUCAACAGAUGCCCAGGUGUGUUUUGUCAGUGGUUUCAAAGGCUCAGUUUGUUGGAGCAGGCUGUGGAUUUGAUGAACUGUAUGAUGUGGUUUCCAUCAAAGCAUCUGCUAAAUGACCGACCGUAUUAGUAGCAGUAGAAAACUUUAAUAUCCAAAACACAAGGGGGAAAUUAAAUUCAAUGAAGCAAGAUAAAUAGAUAAGGACAUUAUAUAUUCAAUAGUGUAGAUUGCGUUUCUUGUGCUACAGCCUUCUUAACUGCAGAGUUGAACUCAGAGGGUGGACACAGAGUAAGUACUGUACAUGUAAUUGCAACAGUAUUGAAUGAGGCUUUAUAUUUUAUUUGAAGAAGGUUUAAGUUCUUGCUAAGUGUUUCUAUCCUCUCUGGUGUACUAAAGUUGAGGAACUGCAGAGCCAAGGCAGAGGUAGUUUCAUGCUUUUGUGCUUUUUUUCCCUACCCUUUUGAAUGUGGUGCUUUGAUGUUGAUUUUCAAAAAUGUCUGUUAGUGAUUCAUGAGCCGCUUAGGGAAUUGGGUUCCUUCAAAUUCUAUUCUGGACCAAAAUAAAAACAACGACAAUAAACAAAACAAUUAUGAUCAAAAAUACACUUGAGACAUGGUAAUGACAAUUGCUGUGUAGCUAUGGGUUGUUUUAACAUUUUCUUAAGGGCAAACAUUUUCUGCAAAUAUGUUAACCCCAUUUAGUGCACAAAUAAUAACUUGUUUCCUGUCAUGACAGUUUCUGUAACUGUCAAGGACUUCCGCCGAGGUUGGUCCUUCUCCUUGUUCGGGUGGUGUUCGGAGGUCGACGUCACCGGCUUUUUAGUCACUACCGAUCUAUUUUUCUGUUUUGUUUUGUUUUGUCUGAUUACACACACACACCUGUUUUACUUUCCCUCAUUACAUUCCCUAUUUAACCAUCUGACAUACAUUUCUGUUCUGUCCGUGAUUGUUUAUGUCGUUAGUGGUUGUGUUCGUGUUAGAGUUUUGUUGUAUGUUCCAUUUUUGGAAUUUUGCUUUAUUCUUUGAGUAAACUCAGUUGGAUUACUCCAUACCUGUGUCCUGCGCCUGACUCCGCUUUCACUCUGCACCCAAUCGCUGACAACUUGUACUUGGAUAGUUACCUGUAAAUAGACUUAAAGUGAACGGCCAAACACAUUUACAGAGUUUGCUAGAUAUCUGCUUUCCAUUUAGAAAGUAAUAAAGUGUGUGUGUUUGGAGUAAUGUCGCGGAGCGGCAGUCGGUGGGUACGAAGCACAUUCACCUCAGACCAGCUAGAGGUACUAGAGACGUUCUUCCAGGAGAGCCAAUACCCUGACAUACAUUCCAGAGAACUACUGGCCUCCCAAACACAGCUGUCAGAGGCACGAGUACAGAUAUGGUUCCAGAACCGCCGGGCCAAGCGGAGGAAGACUGGAGCUCUGGGAGAGAGCAGGGGAUUGGACGAACUCUCAGACACCGACCAACAGUCUGAGAGGGUGGUGCCGCUUCCUCCGCUGAUUGGAUCCCUCCAAACCAGGCCACACCCACUACGGCACAGGGUCUUCCUCUCCAGGCCACCCUACCAUCCCAUUGGUGUUUACCAGCACUUCCUGCCCAAGCUCCACCCAGCCCUGGUACCCUACUCUGAGCCCUACCUGCUUCCCCUCCCAGCCCAGUCCUAGUUGACACCAAUGACACACACCAUACCGGGACACACACUCAGCUGACAGACGCACACACCGGACGUCUUAUAUGUCAAGUAUGUCUGUCCCUGAACAUAUGUGUUUUCUGUAUGUAAAACAAUUCUACUCAUACAGAAGUCUGCUAUUUUCAUUAAUUUCAUACAAAGUACCGUAAAUAAAGGUCUUCAGUCUGAGCAUGAAUAGCUGAAUCAGGUGUGUUAUUGUAGGGAUGGAAUGAAACACCCAGUAGCUCUCCAGGACCAGAGUGGGAGAGUUGGAGACACAUGUCCCAGACUGAUCCUGGGUUCUCUGGUAUUCUGAGAAACACUCAGUUAUCAUCAUCAGUCUUACGUCACUUCCAGAGGGCAGGCCAGGCGGUGUGUGUAGAGUCAACCAUAUAGUUCCUUGAAUCUGAGAAGUCCUCUCAAAGGUUAAAGUAGUUCAUGUGAUAUGAUUAAUAGGACAAUGUUCUCGAGUCUUUAAACAAUGAAUAUUUAUAGGUGACGAUUGCCAAGGAAACCAUUAUAUAUUAUCAUUAUGUAUUUAUAGUAGAAACUCAAUAAAUUACAUGUAGCCCACACAUACAGUGCCAGGGUUUGAGAGAGAAAGAGAGAGAGAGAAAUGCAGAUAGAAAGAGAGUUAUUUCAGACGAUACAUGGCCUAUAAAAGUAUAGUAUG